GAAUCGGUACAUGGUAGAGGAAUGAUACUACAUGUUGGUCUGCUUGAUAACUGUGAUAUUCUGGUGCUCACAGAAUGGCAUCCAUUAAUGGUGUACAUUGAAAUUUGCCUUGAUAAUCCUUAUGAACAAUAGCCUACCCGAUAGUGAUGACAUUCUCCCUAGCAACAGACUCCUUAUGAACAAUAACCUACCCCAUAGUGAUGACAUUCUCCCUAGCAACAGACUCCCUAUGAACAAUAGCCUACCCCAUAGUGAUGACAUUCUCCCUAGCAACAGACUCCCUAUGAACAAUAGCCUACCCCAUAGUAAUUACAUUCUCCCUAGCAACAGUCUCCUUAUGAACAAUAACCUACCCCAUAAUGAUGACAUUCUCCCUAGCAACAGUCUCCUUAUGAACAAUAACCUACCCCAUAGUGAUUGCAUUCCCCCUAGCAACAGACUCCCUAUGAAGAAUAGCCUACCCUAUAGUGAUGACAUUCUCCCUAGCAACAGAUUCCCUAUGAACAAUAGCCUACCCCAUAGUGAUGACAUUCUCCCUAGCAACAGUCUCCUUAUGAACAAUAACCUACCCCAUAGUGAUGACAUUCUCCCUAGCAACAGUCUCCUUAUGAACAAUAACCUACCCCAUAGUGAUGACAUUCUCCCUAGCAACAGGAUCCUUACUAGCAACAACCUUGUGCAAGCCUACCAUAGCAACGACCUUCUCAAAGCCACAAACGCCAAGCUUGUUCCCCAGCAAUCACCUUCUCGUCAGCAACAGUUGUUUGUUCAGCAACGACCCCUGUACCCAAUAGGAACUAUCAGCUGUUUGUAUGUAAUCAUUUAUGGCAGAAAUGCUAAGUUGUGCUUAAGAGUGGUAUCUGCAAUUUGCAAAUUUAAGACUCCAGUUGUACGUGUCGGAGGACUUCACUCUGUAGCCUUGUUGUUGUUGUUACACCAGCCUGCUGGUUUCCGCAGUUUUGUUGUUGUACAUGUUGUUCCACUGUUGUACAUACUGCUCUCGUCGUGUACAUACCCAUGCUUCACACAUGGUGGUGCUGUCCACAAUCUUACUGACCAAUUAGAGGGGUCUGACAGUGCGUGCAGCGGUUCUCACUUCUGUCUGGCUCGUGGUUGCCAAUGGUUACCAAGAUGGUCUGGUCCCAGAGAGGACUUGAAGACAUCUAAACAAGAAGCUUUAUGAACACUAUACAGUUCUGUGUGUAUCGACAUAUUAACUUCUGUUGAAUGUACAUCUAUAUGUAUUUGGUUCUUAUUUACUCAUUUUCCUUGUAAGAGACAGUUCAUGUAUAUAUGUAUAAAUUCAGUAUGGCUGAUGAUGAAGCUAGAUGUGUGCAUAUCUUUGGCUCCACAUGAAACAGUUAAAUUAUUUGUAUGUAUAAUGUAUGUUGAAUCAAUUAUGUAUGUUGAAUCAAUUAUGUUUGUUGAAUCUUUGUAAUUAGGAAGAUCACUCCUUUAAUCUAUUUAUAGAUAUAUUUGUCUUUUAGUUUUUAAUGUAGACAGCCUGUCAUGGGUUAAUGCUGUUCACUAGAUAUGUUUUGGUUAAAUACAUUGUGAGCACUUCUGAGUUAAUGGCUAGCUACUUGAGGUCAUGAGAGCAGUUGGAUAUUUAGCAUUGCCACUGAAGAAGUGAAGAGGUUUGUCAGGGCUUUUGGGAAGACAUGAAUGAUAAUCUCAUCCAUAUUCCUUGUGACAAAAUCUCUUUUACCCGGCCACAAAGCUAACAGCCAACUAUUUACAAGUCGAUGAAAGUCACAUGAUCCGCAACAAGUUAACCUCAGCUUAAUCAGCAUUCUUGUGUCAGCUCUCACCUGGUUUCCAAUUUAAUCCCUCGUCAGAGUCCGUGCAGGCUUGUUACAGAGUGGGGACCUACUUAACAUCAGCUGUCCCCCAAAGGAAGACUUGCGUCCGGACGCUGACCACUCCGAGGAUUAAGGAUGUGUGGCACCAGUCUAGUCUGGUUUGUCUCACAGACCAUAACAGCUUUCUGCAUGUUUACUUUUAAUUAUUUAUUGAUCUUGUGUGUGCAAUAGAGUUUUAGAUGUGAGACUGUCCUUCACUUUCCAAAGUUUUAACACUAUGUUCCGGGUGUGUAAUGUCAGUAGAGGUGUUGUCAGCUAGAACUCUCGUUCCUUCAGCUACAUUCCCAAAUCAUUCAAUUCUGAAUUCUUUUGGGUGGUUGACUUAAAUCACAUGAAAAUCAAUAUAGUUUUGCCUAAAUGUUGUGAUUGAAAGGAAAACAUUUGCCCAAAAGAUUUCCUUUUUUGAAUACGGAUAAUGAAUAAGUUGUCAACACUGAACCUGCAACAUGAGUUGUUAUUUUACAGUAAACUUGAAACUUGUACCACGUAAUCAGGGUAGAUUUUCGUCAUCAUCCAAAAUUGUAGCAUCCAUUUCUUUUUCCACUAUAUAGAUGGGAAGAACCUUGAAAUCAAAGAAUAUGUCACUUGUGACAGAAUACACGCCUGCUGUAUCUGUGACAAUGUGAGCACCAAUGAUUCAGUAUCAGCAUCCUGGCUGAUGACUUGUACACUUUGGGAUUUGUUGACCAGGGUCAGAUGUAGUGGAAGCUUUUACUAUUUUCUUCAAAGAUGUCUACCUUCAAUAUCGAAGGCACCAUGACACAGUGCAAGUAUUUGAUGUGAUGCAGAGCUCCCCUGCUGUUUACAUGGGACCUGACUCCAUUCAGCUGUUUGAUGUUCCAUAUUUCCAUUGCAUAUUAUACUUACAGUUCAAUGUUUCAUUGAAAUGUAUUUCUGUAUUUUUUUGUUUUAGUUGAUAGCAAUUCUGUGUUGAAGGCUUCCAAAAGAGUAAUACCAGUGAACAUGUUCCCCUGUCAAAAUUAUGCAUUCCGCCAUUAUUCAACGUUUGUAAAAUGUAUAUGAUACUACCAUACAUGGCAGUGCAUGUCAAUGUUCUACCAACUCUCUGUAUGUAUUUUCAAACAUAAAUAUUUCAAUGUUACAAUAUCCAUUAUGUCUCUUCAGAUAUUUACUUUGGAGCAAAUGAAACAAGGAGAAAAUAUUGAGGCAUAUCCCAUAUAUGGAGUAUCCACUGAAGUUAGUUGAAGUACUAGAUUCACUCAACCGGAGUGUCUGUUAUGACCAGCAUAAACGUAAAUUCUCUACUCCAGGGAGCUCUGCUUCUAAUUCAGCUGUUGGAGUUCCAUGUGCACCAACUGAAUCUUCAGUGACGAGUUGUUACUCUUCCAGCCUCCUGUUGUCAACAUUCCCCCCAAAAAUAUAUAUUAUUUGUUUAAAAACAAGGUACACUUGCGCCAAAUUCACAUGAACUAGCAUUCGUUAGAUAUAUUAUUGUUUGUGUUAGUGACAUACAUUUUGGAAGGCCUGUCUUUUCCCUCACAGCAGUGCAGAUCAUCUCUGAUGUUAACUUUCACAUUACUUACGACAGGGGUAGAUUUUGCAUUUGAAUUUUGAUUUUGUUUCAAGGCUUUCUUUACUUAUUGUUGUGAAAUUUCAGUGGUUUUACAGAAAUAUAUCAUUGUCACUGGUAGUCUCGUCUAAUGGUGUUCACGCUGACAUGUGAUCUGUGCAUGUCAUUUGCAUAUCAUUUCCUUCAUUAUCAGCUGAAUUAUUGAUAGCCAAGAGAUGUAUUUAUGUGUUUGUAUGUAAUUAAUGUAUGCAAGAUCACUACUCGAUAUGUGUUACUGACUGGAUGUACAUGAAUCACGUGAUUACGGGUCACGUGACAGUGGUUCCUUUAUGCAAAUGGGAUACAUUAAUGAAAUAUGUUCUGACGUUUCUGCUUUCCACUCUUCUGUAGGUCGAUCGACAGUUUCCUUCACUAUUGUUUUGACUCUUUACAACGCUUCUUGAGAAAGUAGCAUUCUCGUACCUUCAAAUCCAUGAUGACAUUGGAUAGAAAACUGUCAUGACUUAUGAAAUACUUUAUAAUUCUAACUAUGGUUUUCAGAUCAUUGUUAUGAGAAUCAGGUUUUAUCUUAAGUGUUUAUAAUUAGAUCUAAUGUUGCAGUGUAAAGUGUCUAAAGAUUUAUCCAUAUUUUUGUAUUCUUUCUCAUACUGCUGGUUAGACAUGAAGCCGGUAUUUUUGUACAGUUGAACUCUGACCUUUCUGUGUACUAUACUUGAAACUUGUAUAUUGAAUGGUAUAUACUUGCAAUCUGUUAAUAAAUUGUUUUUUUCUAAACAAUAA
Molecule: messenger RNA, 4173 nt
Organism: Haliotis rubra (blacklip abalone)
Lineage: Eukaryota; Metazoa; Mollusca; Gastropoda; Lepetellida; Haliotidae
Product: spore coat assembly protein ExsA-like
Exons: 2
Coding region: 122-1183 (353 amino acids)
Source: RefSeq, a predicted model, not a curated record